AUGCGUCCCUUUACUCUCAACGCUUGCAAUACUACUCUCCGAACACUCAGAAAACCAGUUGUUUCCAGAAUACAAACAGCAAGAAUGUCGACAUCCCAGGAUCUGAAUCUCGACACGAAACACGUCACGACGGCGCCGGGGAUUAAGUUGUCGGAGCAGCAAGAGACCAUUGUCGGGUCGGUGCUGGAUUUGUUCGCGGGCAAGCCGUCGUUGCAGAAACUUGCGCUUUGGCGGGAUGAUGCUACAUUCAAUGAUCCUCUUACGAGUGCCAAGGGGCGCGAGCAGUACUCUGCACAGUGGUAUGGGCUGCAACAAGCCCUUCUCAGAAAUUGACCGCUUGAACCACCAGGUUCAAGGGAUUCUGGAAACCCGAUUUUGAUGGGACUUUGAGGACAAAGUAUGUUAUCAAGGGUUAUCGGCAAGGAGCAGACGAUUCAGAGCUUGGUUUCGAUCCAUUUGGAUGAUCAGGGCAAGAUUAGUAAGGUCGAGGACAAGUGGAAUGGAGAACUGCCGACUGGCACGAUUGCACAAGCUUUCCGACACCUGAACGCCGUGACUGUACCGAAAAUAGUCAGUGUGCCCAAGAGUGACAAGGAGGAUGCCGAGAAAGGUAACCAGUAGAAAAAUCGAUUGGGUUCUCUUGAGCAUCAUGUGCUACAUAUACUCAUGAAUUCGUAAGCGCAUUAAAUAU
Molecule: messenger RNA, 691 nt
Organism: Parastagonospora nodorum SN15
Lineage: Eukaryota; Fungi; Ascomycota; Dothideomycetes; Pleosporales; Phaeosphaeriaceae
Exons: 2
Coding region: 1-333 (110 amino acids)
Source: RefSeq, a predicted model, not a curated record